AUGAUUUACAAGUGUUUCAGUUUGGUUGUUCUUUUGACGGUGCUGCAAAGUGGCAAGGGUGAAGACUACGUGGUGGCUCUGGCAUAUAGAGGCAAAGACUCGUACAUCAGGUACACAGCCGGAGAAACCGGGGGCCUGAUGGAGAUACAGUAUCCACACUUCGCCAAAAGAACAUCCAAUGUGUUGGGUCCCUUCCAGGGUACUUGGCACCCUGUAAGCGAUAAGAUGAAAAUCACUAGUGUUGUAGAAAAUACAGCUGUCGUUGUAAGCGGAAGUGACGAAAAUGUAAACAUUGUGGUAGCCGCUGACGGUGUAUUCUCUCCUCUUCCUAUAUCUGCCCUUGGAACCAAGUACAUUCUACCUUCCAGUCUUGUACCCAACAGUAGUUAUCAAUCCUUGCUACUGAUAGCUACACACAACAUGAGCACCAAUGUUGAUAUAUCCUUUCGAAUAGAAAAAGGAAGUGUUAACUUUGUCAACUACGUAUACGGUGACGGCGAUACUCUGCCCCUCAAACUUGAUCCAUAUCAAACGGUAAUGAUGUCAACCCCACAUGAUCUGAAUGGAACGGUCAUUAACAGUGGACACAGUGUGGCCGUCUACAGUGGUAUAGACUAUGCCUCGAAGUACACUGUGUAUGACCAACUACUGCCUGUCAAGCACCACGGGCAGGAGUAUGUUGUUGCUGUAGAUGACACCAAGCUGGAGCUGCAGAUCAUCAGUGAACACAGCCACGUGCAGAUUACGUUCAGUACCUGGGCCACAGUCUCUACAGGUGAGCGUCGUCUCUAUAACCGCUCACUUGAACAGGGAGAAAGUCUUCACUUCACCACCACACGCCCGGUACUGGUGACACUCAGUAGAACAGAUGGUUACAGCAGUGUCUUCACAACUGUACCACCUGUACACUCUUACGUCACACACAGGGGUGUCUGGUUUCAAGGUAACAAUCUAAAUACAACAUUAAAGAUAAUAACUGAGAAGACAUCGAGUGUGUUGAUUAAAAACAAACAACUCAACGAUGUUCUGACAUGGACAGAUGUACCGGGCAGCAGAUACAAAGUUGGCACAGUGACACUUUCUCCACAACAAUAUACACGUUUUACGUCCAUUUCCAGCGACCUCCCCUUCACAGCACUGUCUUUUUAUAACGGAUCGGUCCAUAACAUCGGCUAUAAUGUGUCUGCAGAGGAGGCAGUACAUUAUACAGGUGAAAGUUACUUGAUGGCAGUGGCGGAAUACGAUCCCCCCUCUAACAACCACCCCCGGAUACUCGCCACUGCUGGGGAGACAGGAGGCCAGUGGCAGGUACAGGAUCCUCUCGCCGGGCGUGUCUGGUCUCGACGCUUCAAUCCUUACAACACAGACUACUUUUAUCCUAAUACCACAACAACCAAGGUAGUGCUUGUGCGUGUGAGAGCUGCUGUUCAUAUCAAUGUGAAGCUGACCCCUUACACAUCAUUCUCUCCCCUUCCUGUGUCCGCACUAGGCACCAAGUACAUCAUUUCUUCCUGUCUUCCCACUGACAACAUAUACAGAUACACAAGAUACAGAGUAGUCUUAGUGAUAGCUACACACAGCAAGAAGGCGGAUGUUGACAUUAUCUUCAGAUUGGAGGGCAACGUCACCUAUAAGGACAGAGCGUACAGCAACGGGGACACCCUCAGUAUCAGAUUAGAUAAGUAUCAGACUUUCUCCAUAACCAGUUCAUCUGAUAUGACCAGAACCAUUGUUAAAGCCACGGAAACAAUAGCUGUCUACAGUGGAACAUACUAUACGACGUCGAAAUUCAUCUCUACCUACGAGCAGUUACUGCCUGUGAAACAUUAUGGAAGUGAGUAUAUUGUCGCUAUCAAAUAUUCUUCUUACUAUCGAAGGAAAUCGAUUACCCUGCCAUACCAACUUCAAGUUGUUACUGACCACAGUGACUCGAGCAUCAUGUUUAAUAAUGGUUCUUCCGUCUCUGUGGGUAAAGAUGGACUGUACCGUGAACAAUGUGGACCUUUUGAAACAUUUUACUUCAACACCACAAAGCCAACCAUGGUCACAUUGUGUUCUAUUGGGAUGCGUUAUAAGGUUGUGCCUGGUGGGUUAAUUGUUGUACCACCUGUAACCCUCUACUCUAAACAAACAACCCUAAAAGCCCAAGGCACCAGGGCAAUAUUGACAGAUAAAGACAACAACAAUUUACACGUUCAAGAAAUCCCAAACACUCUCUCUACAGUUUUCACUCCCCCGAUAAAGUGGAAGGAAGUUCCAGGUACAAGAUACAAAGUGGGAAUAUUACAAAGUGGUCAACACAUAACAGCAAUUCGUUCUAAUUCUUCCUUUGCUGUCCUUGGAUACGAUUAUGAUAAUAUAUACAACGGAGGAUACAAUUUUAGGACACAUCUUGAUGCAGAGACCUCUACACCAGAUGGAAAUGGAAACAAGUUGACUACAGAUGAUUCUUUCCAAGCAGAACCGGACAACGCGGCGCUGAUCGUGGGGAUAAUCUGUGGGAUUGUUAUUGUGGCUCUCCUGGUCGUCUUUAUGGCAUAUGCGUUCUAUACCCGCAGGAAGAUGAUGCCAGUUAAGAGAGUUGCAGAACAAGAUGCCGAUGCUCCCCCGACCUCCAACAUCUACACGGUGCUUGACAGUGUCGCUGAAGGUGCAGCAGAUGAGGCCACCUACACGGGGCUAACAACUAACUGCACACCUGUCGACGUCAGCAUCGUCGACAGUGCUGCCACAUAUGUUAAUUUCGACUGCGGAAAAUAACUCGAAAGUUAACACAAAUGCAUCGAAGUGUUAUGGAAACACAUUCUGAGACAUUACCAUGUCUUAGUGUAAAAACGUAUAUUCUCUGCACACAUUAACUAAACCUUCAUGUUAUACUUUAUUAUCUAUGUACAAAUGUUAUAUUUUCCAAAGAAUAUAUCUAACGUUGUCAUAUGUGAAUAUUCAGAGGUUAUGAAGAAAUAGUAUAUGUCUCAGAAUACACACAGAUAUUUGAUUGUAUUACAUUACAUUUCAAAAGGUAACUACUGUCGUAUGUACAUGUAGGUGGUGAAUUUAAUUCUACUUGAGCAAAGAAUAAUGCAUCAACCAGGACAUGACUCACGUACAUGGAUGCAACAACUGAAAUUUAUGAAACACAGAAUGAAACAUGGCAACAUGUUCUUUGUCUUCUGAAACAAUCUCUUGUCGAGCCAUUUAACUAAUAUUCUUUGAGAACGGUCAGAUAAGGGUGUAUUAAUUGAACGGGUUCCAGACCCCAUUUGGUUUUAAGUAAAAUAGGAUCAUUCACAAUACCGCUACAACAUGUUGAUUGUGGAAAUGGUCUUAUCACUUUUAUUUACCGGUUGAUUAAACCAAAGGCUGCUUUCACUGACAGUAAUUAACCAAAUUUCUUGUGGUGAAACGAGUAACGCUGACCUCUGAUCAUUGGAAAAGGAAGAAGGAAUUGAAACAACAUUUUUAAGCCUUAUUUUAGUUUUCAGUGUACCAUUUCACUCACUGGGCUGCAAUUGUGAAUUAGGUGAUCGAUUUGCCAGUGUCACAUGUGGGAGAAUAAGGGCAAACCCACAGCAGAGAUCUUAUAACUUUUCAUUUUUGGUUAAGCAACUUUUUAUUUUAUUCGUAAGGUUGUUUUUGCUAUUAUUUUAUUCUUGUUGUUUAUUGGGUUGUUUAGUAUUCAAUUACUUGAUUACAUACAUGUCCAUGCCACGCCGUGAUAUAACUGGAAUACUGUUAAAAGCGGCGUUAAACCCAACUCACUCACUCAUUCACAUGUACAUACAGCUUAAGCACUUUCAAUUGUUUCUUCAUUUUGGAACUAGAAACCUGGAUGCUUUUGACAGAGGGUUUGGUUUAAGGUUGGUAACACGUGUACCCAUAAAGUGAAGUAGCAGUUCCUAUGAAGAUAUCAUUCAGUUAAGUUUCAAAUGAAUGUUUAAUGUGCUGAGCAUAUGUUCAUUGUAACACAAUGACUUAACAUUGAUAUUCAUUACAUAUGGUUUUAUAUAUAUUUUCAGCUUGUACUUGUGAAUAGUUAUUAUGAGGUUAUGUAAAACGUUCAACAUAAGACUUUUCAGCAUGCGACAAACCAUCUUGAUUACAAAACAGUUACAUGUGGCAGCAGGUGAGGAAGUCUUCAUGAAACUGGUCCCAUUUGUUUUUGUAUAUAUUGCAUUAUUGCGCGGCUCCUUCACGAUAAGGCUAUGUGGUGCAUAAAGCACAUCUCUUUAAAAACCAAUUUCAAUUUGUUGUGGUGAGUAUCCCUGACAUCCAUUUCAAGGAAAAGCUCCGCACUGGGGUUAAAUCGAUGUUAUUAUAAAGUUAAGUUAAAUUGCAGUUUAGAUGUUGUAUGUUCAACAAUCUAUACCCAUCUGUGUUACUAUAUUAAUAUAGUAU
Haliotis rufescens (red abalone) is the source of this 4395-nucleotide messenger RNA. RefSeq lists its product as uncharacterized. The coding region runs from base 1 to 2760 and encodes 919 amino acids. The record is from RefSeq and is a predicted model, not a curated record. Lineage: Eukaryota; Metazoa; Mollusca; Gastropoda; Lepetellida; Haliotidae. The transcript has 6 exons.